GUACAGUGGUGAUGAAGUAUUAAAAGGCAAGCAAAAUUUACCUCACGGCUAGCUUUAAACAGAGAUAAAAAGUUAAAACGUGUAGCCAGAAACGUUACAGGAUUUUGCUACAAAAAACAGCUCUUUAUCACCCCAACAAAUCGGCGCGGUUGACUUUUAUUUUCUCCAGCUGUUGUAGCUACGCUAACGUUAGCCUAUCUAGCACAGCAUCCCCGAGCCUAGCUUACUAGCUAACGGUAGCCUGUCUGUUGUUGUGUUGCUGUGAUUUCGUCCCGACAAGCGCCGAAGCAAGAAAACGGAAGAACAUGACGCAGACCGCCGGUGUCCAGUCUUGGUGCCUGGGGGUAACGUUACAGUUGAUUUUAGCUGUCGUCCUGCACCAAAGUUUUGCUACUGUUGCCCCGCUCACAACGGCCCAAACCACUGCUGCACCGCACAAAGACAUCGGCAGACCUGAAAGAGGAAACUACCAGGUCAUCAGCAGCAAUGGUACCGUCUGUUUACUGGCAUCCAUGGGUCUCCAGUUCAACAUCACCUUCAACUCUCUCUCCCAGAAUAAGACUGUGCAGGAUGUUGUGAACCUUCAGCCCAAUGCGACGAAGUCCUCUGGAUCAUGUGACUCAGAGAGCGCCUCCCUGCGUAUCACAGCAGAUGCAGAGAAGACCAACCUCACCCUUUUCUUCACCCUGAAUACUACAUCCAAUAAGUACCACCUGAGUGAAGUGUCUCUGUCAGCAGCCUGGCCGGACAUGAAAGAGCCCUUCUCAGUCAAGAACCGCAGCCUGGACUACCUGCGGGGCACCCUGGGGUUCUCAUACAUGUGCCGCGAGGAACAAACUCUGAACGUGGCCAAGGAUUUGUCCAUCAACACCUUCCAGUUGCAGGUGCAGCCCUUCGGUCUCACCGGAGAUCGGUUUGGAGCAGCUGAGGAAUGCCAGUUGGAUGAAGAUGACAUGUUGAUCCCCAUCAUAGUCGGAGCAGCUUUAGCAGGUCUUGUUCUCAUCGUGCUCUUGGCCUACCUCAUUGGCAGGAAGAGGAGCCAUGCUGGCUACCAGACCAUCUGAGGUCACCUGUCGCUGGAGCGCGCUAUCCCCACCCCUGAGAUUAACCACUGUUUUAUGACACUUAACACUCCUCCCUUUCCUCUAUUCCUACAUCCUUAAUAGCCCCAUGUGUGUGCAGUUUUUUGCCCUCAUCAGUAACACUAGUCAUUAUCACAUUGUGGAAGUUGAUAUGCUCUUUCUGAACUGACCCACUCUGUCAUAACAAAACUACUUUGUUUGGAGAUUGAAAUGAAAUGAGGAAAAACUGGUACCAUGUAAAGCAGGGGUGUGGAUGUUGAUCAAAGGGUCCAUGGGAGUCCUCACAUUGUGUUGUACUAUUUAUGAUUUCUGUGAAAGGAAUUUUGAGGGAUUGUAGAAUUUGAGGGAAUCGCUCCUGUAGCUUUUCUUAUUGUUAAUCUGCUUUAGGGGGGGACCAUUUUAGUGGUCUUGCCUUAAAUGAGGUUUGUUAAUACAAAGGGAAUAUUUCUGGCUGUUUAACUUAAUCCACUUGAGAGAGUAAAAAAAAAAAAUCUGACUGUUGCAACUCUACAUGUAAGUCAAGUAUGCAUGUUUUAGGGAAAACACUAAAAACACAGUAACCUGCUCCUGAAAGUUAGUUAAGAUGCAUUUAGGAAAUGAUUUUGCUCACUGUUAUUAGUGCUGAUAUGUCCUCCCGUCUCACAUAAAGGUACUCAACACAUUUUGAAUGGAAUCCAUAGCUGCAGUGGUCAGCUUUGUAAGAAUAUUGUAUUUGGGCUGAAGUGUUUUUUUUUCUUUUCUUUUUUUUACCACUUUAUUUAAAGGAAUAACAUUUUGGGAAACAGGCAUAUUUAGGGUUAGAUGAGAAGAUACCACUCAUAUUUGCUUAAUGGAAAGCUACAGCCAGCAGGCAGUUAGCCUCGUUUAGCACAAAGACAGGAAAGAUAACAAAAUCUGUCUGCAAGGCUCACUGAUCAUCAUGUUCUGUUUAGUUUGUUUACACAAACACGAAGUGUAAAAACGACACGUGGUUUCACAGGGGGUUAUGUGACAAACUAUUUCAGUAAAAUAAGUGUGUCACAUAACCCCCUGUAUAACCACAACAUAUUUAUUCUCAUAUUUACAGUACAGACAUGAGUGGUAUUGAUCUUCUCAACUACCUCUCGGCAAGAAUGUGAAUUUCCCAAAAUAUCAAACCAUUCCUUUACAUCAUAGUAGCCACUCUUUUGGAUUUUGCUGUUACAAUGUGCACAACUGGAGUUGCUUAAACCAUUAAAAACUGUACUGUUGGUUUAGGAAGAUGGAUAAUCUCAGGACAUCACUGUAAGAUCAUGAUGAGUGUUAUAGUUCGCUGGGUGGUUUUGUUUGUUUCUUUUUGUUCCCUGAAUAUGGGCCCACUUGGGAUUUUGUUUGCUGAAGGGAAAGAAGUUGCACUAAAGUCCUGAGAAACGGCCCCAUGUAAUGAUUAAAGUGACCAAAAUGCUCUGGUCAUUGUUCAUCAGUGCCUUCCCAGCUGUAAGAUAGAUGGGACUGAAGUAAAGCCAAUAGCACAGAGGUACUUGCUCACUGACACUGUGUGCUGCCAUGUUUGGGACAUUUUCUCAUUGUCUCACGUAGCCUUCAUGUACUGUUAGUACUGUAGAUAUGCAUUUUUGAUGUAUCUUUUUUCCGCUCUGUGAUCUAUAUAGCCAUGUAAUGAUUUAAUAAGGUUUUAAUGUAUUUGUUUGAACUGUUUUCUAAAGCAGAGGUCAAUAAAAGUGAAUGAAUGAG
Molecule: messenger RNA, 2792 nt
Organism: Micropterus dolomieu (smallmouth bass)
Lineage: Eukaryota; Metazoa; Chordata; Actinopteri; Centrarchiformes; Centrarchidae
Gene: lamp1b
Product: lysosomal associated membrane protein 1b
Exons: 6
Coding region: 306-1064 (252 amino acids)
Cellular component (GO): membrane
Source: RefSeq, a predicted model, not a curated record